This is a messenger RNA of Leptopilina boulardi, 1213 nucleotides long. It is a transcript of the gene Aps, whose product is annotated as diphosphoinositol polyphosphate phosphohydrolase 1. Gene Ontology annotation, cellular component: cytoplasm; nucleus. Gene Ontology annotation, molecular function: bis(5'-adenosyl)-hexaphosphatase activity; diphosphoinositol-polyphosphate diphosphatase activity; endopolyphosphatase activity. The coding region runs from base 367 to 921 and encodes 184 amino acids. Gene Ontology annotation, biological process: diphosphoinositol polyphosphate metabolic process; adenosine 5'-(hexahydrogen pentaphosphate) catabolic process; diadenosine pentaphosphate catabolic process. Lineage: Eukaryota; Metazoa; Arthropoda; Insecta; Hymenoptera; Figitidae. The record is from RefSeq and is a predicted model, not a curated record. The transcript has 3 exons.
UUUGAGGUUAGUUCCGAAAAAUCUUGUCGCAAGUGUAUAACGAGAAUUGUGUGGUGCGAGUUAGAAGCAUCACGUAAAAAAAAAAAAAUUGUCAGUUGGAUCUUUUUCAUUAAGAUCCAAUCAAGCAAUUAGAAUCGCGUCCUUUUUGGAAAGAUAAUGUCUGUGAUAAUUGCCGAUACUUAAAAAGUAUUUGAUAUUAUAAGUUUGCGAUUAACGUCGAUAACAAUGUCGGCUUCAAGUUAUUUUUUCGGAGCAAUGCGGGAGUUUGGUAUUGCCGUUUUGGAUGUUUGACGAAUAAUUGAGUUUGUAUUCGGUUAUGAUUUAUUUGAAUUAAAUUAGGUGUGGUAGAAGGAAAAGAAAAAAAAAAUGGUGAAAGAAAAACCAAAUUCUAUUCGUAUAUAUGACUCUGAAGGUUAUAGACGGAGAGCGGCAUGUAUCUGCGUCAAGAACGACCUCGAGGACGAGGUACUCCUAGUGACAUCCAGUCGCAGACCUGAUAGCUGGAUAGUUCCUGGUGGCGGUGUUGAACCCGAAGAGGAACCAGCAGUUACAGCCUUGCGAGAAGUAAGAGAAGAGGCUGGAGUAUUGGGUCAACUUGGACGAUGUCUUGGAGUAUUUGAAAGUGCAGAGCAUAAACAUCGAACACAAGUGUGGGUGAUGCGCGUUACGGAGGAAUUGCCUGAAUGGGAAGAUUCACGGGCAAUUGGCAGGAAACGUAAAUGGUUUUCAAUACCGGAUGCAUUGUUACAACUCGCCCAACAUAAACCUGUACAGCGUUCUUAUUUGCACAGUCUUCACAAUACAAAUCCGCGACACAACAAUCCGAAUACAAAUCCAUCACACCAUACACACAGUCCAACAACUCCCAUUCAACUCAUGAAUAAUUCUAGUAGCAAUCCUCAUUUCAAUAAACAUAGCUAAUAAUGCAGACAAUCCAUAUAUCUUUUUUUUUUUUUUUUUUUUUUUUUUUUAAUUUUUAUUUAAUUUUUUUUUCCGAGAGUGAAAAACACAUUUCCAUCCGAAUCAGAUCUUUCUUAAUAUUGCUUCUCACUGAAAAAAAAAAAUCAUAAUAAUUAAUUACUAUUAUUGUAUUUUAUACAUGUAAUAACUGAUAAUGAGGUACGCUAUAAUUAAUUAAUUAAUAUAUAAUGAAUUCUUAAAUAACUGAUUCCUCCUCCCCCUAAACAAGAGAGAGAGAGAGAGAAAAAAAUAA